AUGGCUAACGAAAGCUCAGACAGUGACGUUUACGUGAGACCCAAGAAAGACUAUCUCAGAAAGGCUUGGAAGUGGAUUCAACAUGCUGUCUGCUGUGGAGAGGAUUCGGACAUUGUUCAGACUCAAGAACCCUUUUACAGAGGACCAGACUUAGAGCCAACCUCCGAGUCAGGACCUGCCUCCGAGUCAGGACCUGCCUCAGAGUCAGGACUGGCCUUCGAGUCUGGACCUGUCUCAGAGUCAGGACCUGCCUCAGAGUCAGGACUGAUCUCCGAGUCAGGACCGACCUCAGGGUCUGGACCUGCCUCAGAGUCAGGACCUGCCUCAGAGUCAGGACUGGCCUUCGAGUCUGGACCUGUCUCAGAGUCAGGACCUGCCUCCGAGUCUGGACCUGCCUCAGAGUCAGGACUGACCUCCGAGUCAGGACCGACCUCAGAGUCUGGACCUGCCUCAGAGUCAGGACUGACCUCAGAGUCUGGACCUGCCUCAGAGUCAGGACUGACCUCCGAGUCAGGACCGACCUCAGAGUCUGGACCUGCCUCCGAGUCAGGACCGACCUCAGAGUCUGGACCUGCCUCAGAGUCAGGACUGACCUCCGAGUCAGGACCGACCUCAGAGUCUGGACCUGCCUCCGAGUCAGGACCGGCCUUAAAGUCAGGACCUGCCUCAGAAUCCGGACCGGCCUCAGAGCUGGGACCUGCCUCUGAGUCGGGACCAGCCUCUGAGUCAGGACCUGCCUCCGAGUCAGGACCUGCCCCUGAGUCAGGACCUGCCUCCGAGUCUGGACCUGCCUCCGAGUCUGGACCUGCCUCCGAGUCUGGACCUGCCUCCAAGUCAGGACCAGCCUUAGAGUCAGGACCUGCCUCAGAAUCCGGACUGGCCUCAGAGUCCGGACCUUCCUCAGCGUCAGGACCGGCCUUAGAGUCAGGACCUGCCUCAGAAUCCGGACCGGCCUCAGAGCUGGGACCUGCCUCUGAGUCGGGACCAGCCUCUGAGUCAGGACCUACCUCUGACUCGUGACCGUCCUCUGAGUCGGGACCUGUAUCUGAAUUCCUCUGAGUCGGGACCGUCUUCCGAAUUAUCACCCGCCUCUGAGACCCUCUGAGAUGAAAAGGACAGAAACGUUCCCCUAAUCCCUCUGGUAAAAAAGGUGGUUGAAUGAAAUCCAAACCUUUUAUGGUUCCUCUGAUAUCAAAAUUUUUUGUAGGCAUUGUUUACACAGUGACUACAAAAAACAUGCCACAUGCAGCACGAAAAAAAAACAACAUCAAAAGUUCAAAUUAUUCCCAGGUGUUAAACAGCAUAAAAGCUGUUGCCUGAAAAUGUGACAAAAAAAUACUCCAAAACAGUCCAAAACCCAGGCAGCACUGCUGAGCAGGAAACAAGAGCUCAACACAGGUAGCGACUGGUAAACGGUUGGACAGCAGACAAUGGACUCGGGAGGAGCAAUCGCAGAUGAGGACUCGGGAGGAGGCGGGACCCACGGAGGUG
This is a messenger RNA of Xiphophorus couchianus (Monterrey platyfish), 1491 nucleotides long. Its product is annotated as collagen alpha-1(I) chain-like. The record is from RefSeq and is a predicted model, not a curated record. Bases 1 to 1020 code for a protein of 339 amino acids. Lineage: Eukaryota; Metazoa; Chordata; Actinopteri; Cyprinodontiformes; Poeciliidae. The transcript is spliced from 2 exons.